AUUAGGAGGUCGUGUUGCAUUGUGGGAAGUUGAGCGGGUGAAAGAUGGCGGCGCGCGUCCUCUCCCGGUGUGUCCGGACACUGAGCCGCGGCGCGGUGGUGUUUAACCGGCCUGGUGUCUCCGCGGCGGCGGCGGCGGCGCUUCCUCUCAGCCGGGGCCGAAUGUUCUCUCACCUGGCGGCGGGACACAAGCCGCUGCUCGCGCAGACUCUCGCUGGGUUGCAGCGGCGGCGCUACGGCGACCUUCCACCUUUAACCCUGGAAUCUAUCAGAGAUCGCGUGCUCUACGUCCUCAAACUGUACGACAAGAUCAAUCCAGAGCAGCUUCAGGUCACAUCUCACUUCAUGAAGGAUUUGGGCCUGGACAGUCUGGACCAAGUGGAGAUCAUCAUGGCCAUGGAGGACGAAUUCGGUUUUGAGAUUCCGGAUGCCGAAGCGGAGAAGCUGAUGACUCCUGCGGAAAUCGUUCAGUACAUCGCAGAUAAGAAGGAUGUCUACGAAUGAGCGCUUAUCGUUCGCUGUACAGAGCUGUGUGUGUGUGUGUGUGUGUGUGUGUGUGUGGAGAGACGUCCGUGAUGGCUAACGUGUCGCACCGGCGUGAAGUGUGUGUUGUGUUCAGCUGUAGAAGUAAACCUGCUCGUAAUCCUGCGCUGGACUUGAUUUGGGAUCGGCAGGAUCUCGCCAACCUGCUGCAGGAUGUUUGGAUACCGUUUAUCUUUCAUUAAAAUAGAAACCUUUCACAGAAACAUGACCAGAAUAAAGUCUCUACAUCCCUGA
Pangasianodon hypophthalmus (striped catfish) is the source of this 776-nucleotide messenger RNA. RefSeq names its product NADH:ubiquinone oxidoreductase subunit AB1a (gene ndufab1a). Gene Ontology annotation, molecular function: acyl binding; acyl carrier activity. The transcript is spliced from 5 exons. Bases 45 to 503 code for a protein of 152 amino acids. Gene Ontology annotation, biological process: fatty acid biosynthetic process. The record is from RefSeq and is a predicted model, not a curated record. NCBI's taxonomy places the organism in Eukaryota, Metazoa, Chordata, Actinopteri, Siluriformes, Pangasiidae. Gene Ontology annotation, cellular component: mitochondrion.